Molecule: messenger RNA, 1064 nt
Organism: Helianthus annuus (common sunflower)
Lineage: Eukaryota; Viridiplantae; Streptophyta; Magnoliopsida; Asterales; Asteraceae
Exons: 8
Coding region: 21-1064 (347 amino acids)
Source: RefSeq, a predicted model, not a curated record
UACCUAAUGACUUUGCUUCAAUGAUUUGGGGAGACCAACCACCUUACAAAGAUUCAGUUAAGAUUGUUGAUGGUAACAAGUUAUGGUUUGUAAGAGUGAAAAAAACUGAUGUGGGCCAUGUUCUUGGUGAUGGCUUCACCAAAGUUGUUCGGGAUAGUUGUGUAAGAAAAGAUGACUACCUUAUGUUUCAGUCAUAUGGACCAUCAGCAUUCUUUCUAAUGGUGUUUAAAUCAUUUGUUCAGAAAAACUGCUUUAUAUCCAAGAUCAAUCCUCACGAAGAUGUUAUUGUAAUGGCUGAUGAAUUUUGGAGGCAAUUUUAUGGUCAAAAUUUCAAAGGUGGUCAGUCAACUCUUUAUUUAGGAGAUAGAUUUUGGAACGUUAAGAUGGACGGAUUAACUGACAGCUGUGUUUUUAUUCAUGGAUGCUCUGAGAUGAUAAACGAUCUUGCCUUAGAAAGGCGAUCUACCUUUGUCUUUUCACUGCAUGGAAAUAAAAUUUUUGAGAUUUCAGUCUUUAAUCAUCAAACCGGUACUCAAAUUCAGAACAACAGGGUGGAGUUAAUUGUUUUGGAUGACUCAAUCUAUGGUGAUGAUGGUGAUGAUUUUUUUAUUGCGUCUGAACAUAAGGAGAAGUGUAGUAGUGAUGGAACUGACUUUCAAGAAGGUGUUGUUGUGGAAUGUGAAGAUGACAAAUUUCAGUUGGCAAGUUUUGAAGCUGUGUUCAAUGAUAUUGAUGAUUCGAAGUUUGAUAAGUUUUUCUCAUCUCUACUUGAAAUGGAAGAUCUUAAGAAGAAGUUCAAAGAUGAUUGGGAUAAAAAAACUGAACCGCAAGGCAAAGCAAGGGUUGUUUGUGAUGAAGAUUUAACUUUAAAGGACAAAAGCAAGUUUGAGACGGAUCUGGACAAAUUUUUGAUACCCAAGAACAAGUCCCAUGUUGAUCCUACAGGGAAAACAAAUGUUGUUUUUUCUGAACCGAGUCUGUGCUCCACAUUUGUUUCUGAUGCCAUUCCGAAAUAUACAGUUGAUGUUGCUCAAAGUGUUUUGCCGAGAAAGAGGAAGGUUUAG